This is a messenger RNA of Arctia plantaginis, 945 nucleotides long. NCBI's taxonomy places the organism in Eukaryota, Metazoa, Arthropoda, Insecta, Lepidoptera, Erebidae. The record is from the annotation of a GenBank genome assembly.
AUGCCGGUGCUACGCAACGCUCACCACCCUGCUUCUGCCAUCACCGAUUCUGUUGGCACGCGUUAUUUCGUGGCAGUGCUCGCCGCUUGUAGUGCAGAAGGAGCAACGUAUCCAUUCGACCUAACAAAAACAAGGCUCCAGAUACAGUCUGAGGUGGCUGCUGCUAGACAUGGAUAUAAGAUGGAGAACCACGGCAUGAUCAAAACGGCAAUGGGUAUAGCGAGGAAUGAAGGUAUAACUAAGUUAUGGAGCGGCCUAAUGCCCAUGUUUCAACGCCACGUCGUCUACUCCGGGAGCCGGUUAAUCUUUUAUGAACAGUUUCGAGAUAAGUUCAAAGACGAAAACGGACACGUCUCAUUAGGAGUGGCGUCUAUAGGUGGGUUGGCUGCUGGAUCCCUGGCACAGUUGAUCGCCUCGCCGACCGACUUGGUGAAGGUACAGAUGCAAACAGAAGGCCGGCGGAUACAGCAGGGCAAGCCUGCGCGGUUUAAAAACUGCAGACAAGUCUACAAGAUUCUAUACGCUGAGAGCGGCAUCCUAGGUUUUUGGAGAGGCGCAGUCCCUAAUGUGCAACGUGCUGCUCUAGUCAAUAUGGGUGAUCUGGCCGCUUACGAUUACUCCAAACAGUUCCUAAUGCGAAAGUUCGGCAUGGCAGAUACACUAGGGUUGCACGCCGCUUCUGCCUUUACGGCCGGCUUCGUCGCUGCCGUACUUGGUACACCUGCUGACGUACUCAAGACUAGGCUGAUGAAUCAACCUGUAGGACCUAACGGAAGGGGCUUAUUAUAUCGAGGCAUUAUAGACUGUUUGCAACAAUCAGUGAAAAAUGAAGAAUAUUAUGUUAACAAUAGGUGGCCGUACCUUUUAAAUCGUAAAGGACCUGGGUGUGAUGAGCCUCAAUACAUAGGAUCUACCGAGAAUGACCGAGAGUACUUAACUACUUAA